Cuscuta epithymum is the source of this 2436-nucleotide messenger RNA. NCBI's taxonomy places the organism in Eukaryota, Viridiplantae, Streptophyta, Magnoliopsida, Solanales, Convolvulaceae. The record is from the annotation of a GenBank genome assembly.
GAUAACAAAAAGAAAAGGAAAUAAGGGGGGAAAGAAAAAGAAAAAUAAAUAAAUAAAAUUGUUAAGAAUUGAGACGGCUGAAAGAAGGGAAAAAACGAUUCUAAUUCUUUACGUGCAACAAGAAAAAAAAGAAAAACAAAUUAAAAACAAACAAUCGGAUGCUUGAAGCGUGAAGCAAGAGAAGAAAAAGAAAAAUGAAAUAAUGUCUUUGACCUGUGAAAGCAGGUUAGUUUCAGGUCAGUGGAUCUGUUUGAUUGAUGUUUAGUAGUAAAUGUAUCUAUAUGAUUUUUUCUGACCAUAAAAUUUAGGCCUUCCACGGCCUCAGUUAUAAACCAGUAAAACCCCGACGAUCCAAGCAAAGAAUACCAUGAUUUUUGUAUGUUGUUAGCAGUUGACCCCACGCCUCUUUUCUUUAUGGCAAGUAUGAAGACAGCAUAUUGAAAGAUGAUAGUAGAAGGAAUCUAGGGGGAUAAAAUGUCCAGGUUUCGUUCACUAUUGCAAGCAUCCCUUGCUGCAACUAAAAGAGCACUUACAUGGAACCUUGAAGACUUAACUCCUCCAAGUGAAAGAUAUAUUUUCAAUUUCAACUCAAAAGCUGAACUGAAAAAGUGGCAUUUAUAUUCAGAUUCUGAAUAUGGAGGUAUGUCAUCUGCUUCUCUAGAGAUUAAAGAUACAAGUGGUGGACCUAGUGCUGUUGGAAUAUUUUCUGGAAACCUCUCUCUGGAUGUUGUAGAGGGUUCAACCGGGAACAUGACUAGAAGUGGCUUUUGCGGAAUGAGGUCUAAAAAGUUUGAUGGCUUCAUUGACUUGGAUGCAUAUGACACAAUAGCAGUCAAACUGAAAGGAGAUGGGAGGAACUACAUCUCUACUAUCUACACCCAGAAUUGGGUGAAUUCUCCUGGGCAAGAGGAAGAUAACUCAUGGCAGGCAUUUGUUUUUGUACCUAAAGAUGACUGGUACAUAGCUAAGGCCAGUGGCAUAAUUUAGCUGCUUGUACUUUUUCAAUAGCUUUCUUGAGCUCCCUAUUCCAUGAAAAAGAUUCCUUCAUUAGACCUUGUAAUGGUCAGUUUGGGAUGGAGGGAUUUGGAGGGCUGAGUCUAUAUCUUGAUAUAUGCUCCAAAGAUUCUGGAGGGCUUACAUGAAUGCUCCAAAGCCCUCUAGAAUCAUCCAUGGGAACAUGUCUCAAGGGCUAAGGGAUCUUUUUAUGUAAGCCAUGGCUCCUUUUAUGAAUACCCCAUAAUAUCUUUAUUUUAUUUUAAAGAAAUGAAAGGGAGAAUGGGAAUGAAAAAUAUUGGAUUGUGCAAAGGUGGUAGUAUCCCGGCCUGACUUGAUCCAUCCGGUUAUUUGCCUAUGCAAAAUAAUAGUAGUAGUAGUAGUAAUAAUAAUAAAGAAUUGGCAUGGACCGUACAAAUACUACUCCCUCCGGUUUUAUUUAUUCUUCACACUUUGACUUCACACAAAAUAAGGAAAGAAAUUUGACUUUAAUGUAGAGUACACCGUUGAGGCACUGUUUGACACUGUUGAGGCACUGUUUGACACUGUUUGGCACUGUUGAGACACUGUUUGGCACUGUUGAGACACUGUUUGGCACUGUUUUGAUGUAGAUUUCUUUGCCAAAAAAGGAAAUAAGGAAGUGUGAAGUUUAUUUUAGACCGUCCCAAAAAGGAAAGUAUGAAGUUUAUUAAAAACUGGAGGGAGUAUGAUUAUAAUAAUUUUUUCUUCCAAAUGGAAGUAAGUUACGUCUUUCAAAUUUAAGCUCUUGUAUUUUCACUACAGAUACCACUUUCCAUGUACGUGCCGACAUGGAGAGGAAACAUAAUAAAUGCAAAGUUGGAGAUGAAUCCAUCUCGAGUUCUGGCUAUGGCUCUAUCUGUCAAUGCAGAAGGUGGAGUCCCAGGUGCGAGGUCUGGCCCUGGAGAUUUUCAUGUGGAAAUUGACUGGAUCAAAGCCUUGCGAACAGCAUGAACAAGAGGCUGAAGCAGGUUUUACUACUUAGAAAAUGUGGUUGCAAGAGUCAACUGAGGCUGCGCUAUUUAUGAAUCCUAUCGGUUGCAGCACUUAUAUUUGUAUUGAUAAAGUACUGGAUUUCCCGCUUUCCUAGCUUGGUUGUUUUCUUCCAAUUGCUUGUGUGCUUAACUGCUUAUAAUGCAGAGGCAUAGUACUAUAGUAGUUUAGCGGUUACAUGAGUACAUACUUUCUUUGGUACUAUUUUCUUUUUUACGUUGUCACCACAAAAUAUAAACGUAAGCUUGACUGACAGAAUAUAUGUGGGACUGUGGGAGGGCCUCAGUAUUUGUGAAUUGUGAUUAUGCUAUUCAGCAUGAAAUUGUAAUAAUUGCAAAAAAAUUGUGUUAGGACUUCGAUACACACUUUGAUGCCACACAUCACAUGUUACAUUUCACGUGGAGCAAGACCAUAUAAGUUUUUCUCUUCCAC